This is a messenger RNA of Drosophila ananassae, 1877 nucleotides long. RefSeq names its product ETV5-related protein Ets96B (gene Ets96B). The record is from RefSeq and is a predicted model, not a curated record. Gene Ontology annotation, biological process: cell differentiation; regulation of transcription by RNA polymerase II. Lineage: Eukaryota; Metazoa; Arthropoda; Insecta; Diptera; Drosophilidae. Gene Ontology annotation, molecular function: DNA-binding transcription factor activity, RNA polymerase II-specific; sequence-specific DNA binding. Gene Ontology annotation, cellular component: nucleus. The transcript is spliced from 4 exons. The annotation marks the transcript as partial.
CUCAGAAGUAACAGGAACUUGUUUUUCUCUCCCAUUUCUUUGGUAUCUGCAGUGAAUGUCAAAGGCGUGCGCCAUGAAAGAACAUCCACUUUCUUCGACAUACCCGCUGUGACCCACCCACACUCGCAUCCGCAUCCGCACUCGCACCCACAUCCGCAUCCGCACCCGUACUGCUACAGAUUUCCAUCAUCGCCACCCGCGGGCAUUCUGAAAAAGAGCGACGAAGAAACAGCCACCGCAGCCGCUGCUGCUGCCGCCGCCGCUGCCGCUGCAGCUGCUGCUGCGUAUUGCAGUGACGUCACCUCGGGACAGCACUUCCAGCACCACACGAAGAUCGAGCACGCGGACUCCACCACGACGGCGGCGCAGCAGCAACAGCAACAUCAGCAGCAGCAGCAACAACAGCACCAGCAACAGCAGCAGCAACACCAGCACCAACAACUGCAACAGCAGCAAUUGCAACAUGCUGCGGCCCUUCACCCGCACCAUCAUCACCACGGACAUGGACACCACCAGCAGGCAGAGCAGGCCCUGACCCACCUAACCCCCUUGCACGCCGCAUCCGCCUUCAAGUUUAGCCAUACGGCGGUCAUAUCUAGUUCUGCAGUGUAUGCCACACCCCCUCAUUACGCCCACCAACAGCAGGCCCAAUCGCAAUCCCAUGCUGCCGUCUAUCGUGACCUGUCGCCAACCUCGGCAGCGGCAGCAGCGGUGGCGGCAGUGGCUAGCGACGCGGAUCUGAAGUACGAAAACGGUCCCUACAACGCCACCAUAUCCUCCACCUAUCCGGCAUCCUUGAGGCCCAGUGUAGUGGACUCAACCACGUCCAGCGAUGCGGAGCUGCGCUUGGACCACUUUUACGCCAGCAACGGAAUCUCCACCAGCAGCAAUGGCCAAACCAUCAGCCAGCGGCGGGGGUCGCUGCAGCUCUGGCAGUUCCUGGUGGCUCUUCUGGAUGAGCCUACUACGAGUGCCAGCUGCAUCGCCUGGACAGGUCGCGGCAUGGAGUUCAAGCUUAUUGAGCCGGAGGAGGUGGCUCGACGGUGGGGCCUGCAGAAGAACCGCCCCGCCAUGAACUACGACAAGCUAUCCCGCAGCCUGCGCUACUACUACGAGAAGGGCAUCAUGCAGAAGGUGAACGGCGAGCGGUAUGUCUACAGGUUUGUCUGCGAUCCGGAUGCCCUGUUCAACAUGGCAUACGGCCACCUGACCAACGGAUCCAGCAAGGGCGACCAACACCAACUGACCCUCGCGCUGGCCAAGACGCCGCCAAGUACGGGCGACUCCCAAACGCAAUCUUCUCGAGUCGCCAAGUCGGAUUACUAUGACGCCGCCACUCUCCACAAGUAUUAGCUCUGGUGUGGGCGGAGCGUGGGAAUGCGGCCAAGUGGGCGUGCCCAAAUCUCGUGUACAUUGUGUAAUCUAGUUGCGUGUGUAUUAAAUGGAGUUUGGCGCACGAUGAGCGGGUGGAAGUACGCUGUUCAAGAAAGUUUAUUGAUUCCAAAGUCACCGAUCUCAUCAGAACCACAUAUGCGUAUGGUACUAUAUACGACGUUAAAUAUAGCAUACUUACACGCCUACAUAGAUGUUCAUAUGUGUAUAUAGCGGAGAUAUAGAAACAACAAUGUGUCCACAACUAAUAGUAGUUUGCGUUGAGGUUGAGUUACUUAAAUAAAAUAUUAAACCUGUUUCGAUUGGCAGUACCAAUGAAAUUUGGCGGAUAUGGAAGAGCAGAACAUUCAUGUUUCCGAAAACUAAGUUGAUUAAUCUUUUUUUUCCAAUAAAUAUUCAAUUCUUCGACUAAAGCAUAACGAUUAUAAAAAACUUACUCCAUUACCGCCAGAUUCCCUUGGCUGGAAAACCGGGACAGAACUUUA